Molecule: messenger RNA, 1238 nt
Organism: Olea europaea var. sylvestris
Lineage: Eukaryota; Viridiplantae; Streptophyta; Magnoliopsida; Lamiales; Oleaceae
Product: zinc finger protein GIS2-like
Exons: 4
Coding region: 262-1032 (256 amino acids)
Molecular function (GO): nucleic acid binding; zinc ion binding
Source: RefSeq, a predicted model, not a curated record
CACCGAUAUAAGAAUUUGCCCUUAAAUACCAGAACAGGUUACAUAAUUCGCGUUUACCCUUUAGCAAUCAGCACCUUCUUCUCUCUGUAUUUUCUCCUCCAAUAUCAUUUUGGAUCUACGUGUCCAACCCGACCCGUAUCUCGCUGUUCAUCUCUCUUAAUCUAGAUUUACUGGUUAGGGGGGAGGGAGGUGGCAGCAGCUGUGGUGUUGGUGAUAUUUUUCCAGGUAGUUGGUGGUUUACUGAGUGGUGUGAAUUUGAAAAUGAGCUUAGACAACCGGAGCCGGAGCAGGAGCAGAAGCCUGAGCAGGAGUAGGAGCCGGAGCAGGAGCCCAAUGGCUCGAAAGAUGCGUACUGAACGGUAUUCUUACCGUGAUGCACCAUAUAGACGAGACUCACGUCGGGUUUUCAGUCAGAGUACUCUGUGCAAUAACUGCAAAAGGCCUGGUCAUUUUGCCAGAGAAUGCCCAAAUGUGGCCAUCUGUCACAAUUGUGGUCUUCCUGGGCAUAUUGCAUCAGAAUGCACGACGAAAUCUCUUUGUUGGAACUGUCGAGAACCUGGGCAUAUGGCUGGCAAUUGUCCUAAUGAGGGAAUCUGCCAUACUUGUGGUAAAGCAGGACACCGUGCAAGGGAUUGCACUGCUCCACCGUUGCCACCUGGUGAUCUGAGGCUGUGCAAUAACUGCUUUAAGCAAGGCCAUAUGGCAGCUGACUGCACAAAUGACAAAGCCUGCAAGAAUUGUAGGAAACCAGGUCAUCUCGCCCGUGAUUGUCAGAACGAUCCUGUCUGCAAUUUGUGCAACAUAUCUGGGCAUGUGGCUAGAGGGUGCUCUAAAGGCAAUAUCCUUGAAGAGAGGGGUGGAUUUCGCGGAGGUGGAUAUCGAGAUAUUGUGUGUCGGAAUUGCAACCAGGUAGGGCAUAUGAGUCGGGAUUGUAUUGCAAUGGCUAUAUGUCAUAACUGUGGGGGAAGAGGACACAUGGCAUUCGAGUGUCCUUCUGGGAGGUUCAUGGACCGCUUUCCUAGAAGGUAUUAAAAACGGAUGAGAUAUGUGGCUCAUUCCUUACUUGUUUUGUUAUUUGAAGUGAGAUUGUUGUUUUCAUCUUUUAGAGUGAUUUUAAGGUUUGAACUCGGCAAAUCUUGACUUAGUUCUUGGAAAAUUGUUAUGAUUGUACUAUUUUCAACUAAGCUCGUUCAUUAUGGAAUACUUAACAGCCCGUGUUCGGUGCCAUAAAUGUUGCA